Molecule: messenger RNA, 1182 nt
Organism: Orussus abietinus
Lineage: Eukaryota; Metazoa; Arthropoda; Insecta; Hymenoptera; Orussidae
Exons: 3
Coding region: 11-781 (256 amino acids)
Source: RefSeq, a predicted model, not a curated record
UAGUUUAAAGAUGUACACCUAUGAAAGAGUUCGUGCCCGAAAUUUCGCUAGAACCUGGGGAUUUGUUCAAUGUUCGCAGGCUAUACCAAUCGCUAUUGGUGUUCCGAUAUCAGGGUACAUGAACGUUGGUUGUGGUGGAAAGGCCGGCUACUACUUCAGCUCAACGUGUGUUCUGGUUGGCAGCUUCACCCUGUUCUUCAUUGAUCUUCAUCGAAGGAAUCUCUCUAGACAUAAACAUACCAGAGCGAAUGGGACCAAACAUCUGUGCUUAUCGGAUACUUGUCCUCAAAGAAGGAGAUUUUCUUUUAGUCAAGAACCUGAAAACGAAGGAGUAGCUGCUGGAGCUACUGCAGCGGCUCUGGUGCUAGGUGCUGAGCUUGCACCUGGGUCAGGUAAUCGAGGCGAAAUUAUAGAUGCACUUGGAAUGGAUAAACCUGAAUUGACUUGCAUUUCUGAAGAAGGCAUCGCUGAUAUGGAUUUACCGGACAAUCUUCUUGAUGACCUUGACUAUAUUGGCGACUGUAUCACUUCAUGUAAUAAGGUUGAAAACUAUUUGAUGCUCUCCGAAUUUGAGAACAACCUUAUUGCUGAGAUGCCGAUAAUUCUGGAUCGAAGAGGUCGCAGAUGGUCCUUAGCAAGAUCAAAAGGUCCAAGUUCCGGUAGUCAAGGCGGCAUCAGCCAAGCACCUCCCGAAGAGGAAGAAUCAAAACCAAAAUGGCGAUUAAUGACCGCCCCGCCAAAUAACAGAGUUAUUACGGUCAUCGAUGAAGCUAGCUCGUAAUGAUUACAGCGUCUGUAAAUAUGACUAUAUUUAUUUAUGUUAAUUUAUUUUAGCGUUAACAGUGUUCACACAUUGACAUAUGUGAGCAUAACUUGUAAAAUCGAAGGAAAAGAAAAUAAGAAUGCUGGAAUGUGGACGCUUUGUUAUCUUCAAGACUCAUACGAAACUUCAUUCAGCGAAAGUAUAAAGAAUCUUGUACGUAGUUGGAGUCAAAUGAUAACGGAAAAAAGCAGUGGCGUUAAAACGAACGCCCCGACUAAAAUGAAUCUACACCGUGAAUCCGUUUCAUUCUUACUUUGUCGAGGACAAUAAUGCUUUCCUUCGUUUCGUUUGCAUACAUCGAAAAUAAUCUUGUCACUUGCAUAACGAAUACUUUUGCAUUUGACUUGAUAAAACCGAUA